AUGAUGAUGCACCACCACCUCGGGUCUUUCCUCUAUGCAGCAAUAGUGACCACAGCAACCGCACAAACAGUGUUCGCUCAUGAUUGCCAUUCGACACUUGUACCAGACAUUGGAUCCCACGAAAUUUCCCUCGUUGCCCCGUCGGCCAACGUGAUUGCCACUGAUGGUCCGUCAUUCACACGGCAGUCGGGAAGCCAAGCAAGCACCUCGACAUGCGAUUCUCCGAAUGAUACUGCCCGCAUCGACACAUUGAGCGAGGUCAGUUCCGCAACGCAAGCAGUAGUCUCAAAUCCAAGCUCAAACGGUCCUGCUAUAUCGUCCGGUGCUGCGAAUUCAAUGGCAGUUUGUAGACUCGCCGCUCCCCAACACAAUUGCAAUAGCACAGUGGAUGGACCAAACACCAAAACCAACCAUGUGGAAACCCAUGUACCCAAGCCUGCUCACAAGCUGACCAGGUACGAUUCGGCGGCGUUUGCUGGCGCGGGCGCUCUGAUUGGUGCUGCUCUCUUGUUCUGAGUGCUAGACAUAUGCCAAGACAUAUCGAAAACUUGCUAGUCUGUCGAGGCUGAACAUGAUAUUUUGCAUCAAACAACGGCGCGGGGGAAAGGCGUGUCAAAGCGGAAUGAUGGACCUUGUUUGCAUUCAUCUGGGGUCAGGAUCCAGCAAAUGCGAUCGACAUGGUGAUUGAUAUGGUCAAGCAUCAUCUUGAGCUCGAACUUUUGCAGCGCGGGCGCCGGCCAACGGCAUCUUGGUUUCUGUGCCAGUGUGGUGGGCAGUGCACAACAACAGCCUGACCGUCCAGGGUGAAUGCCUACCCGUCUCGCAGCACGGGAAUCAUGGACAUGAUUACCAGUACUCUUUUGGAGGGAUAAGGCGAUUGCACCAACGACCGGGUCAUCCUGUGCCGCACUGCGAUGCAAUCUCGCCCCUCGGCAUAACGCAGACUCUCCCGAUGCCCAACCCGGCCGAGAUGCCGUGGUCAUCAUAGAGCUCACUCAAGUCGCCAUGGACCUGAUGAGGCGAUACGGGAGCGUAAACUUCCAACGUUCACGGUAUGACCUAGACCGAAUCACCCAAGAAGGUGUUUGCGGUGUAGGGUUGGGCAGGGUACAUCGGGGUUUUGCCUUUUUGUCCCUCAUGCGGGGCUAUAUACCGAAUUCAAGUCAUUCGUUUGGACGCCAAGGCAAGCAGACUUGUCGCGUAUGUUAAUGAGCUCAAGGAUCCCGAUAUUUUGAGUGCAAGAGCGUUUUGACUGGUUGGAUAUAACCAUAAAAGCUAGUCUGGUCAUCCUCAGCAACCAUGUCCACUCGAGUUGAGUUGGUCCUGGACUCAUUAACCAUCGAAUACACUUUUGAGUUUAUGAAAAUAUAUUCACCUUGGACGAAGAAUAAACCAUCACAGUUGAAUUGGCAGUCUUGUUAUGUGCUGUCGGUUGAAAAGGGAUCUUCAAUCACCAACCCAUAACACUAUUUACCUUCCCCUUUUGGAAAAGCCGCAAAACCUGUACCGGCGCCGUCAUCGAUGCAACUUGCCUGGGCAAAGAUUGCGUCAAAAAG
Pyricularia grisea is the source of this 1556-nucleotide messenger RNA. RefSeq lists its product as uncharacterized. The coding region runs from base 1 to 516 and encodes 171 amino acids. The record is from RefSeq and is a predicted model, not a curated record. NCBI's taxonomy places the organism in Eukaryota, Fungi, Ascomycota, Sordariomycetes, Magnaporthales, Pyriculariaceae. The transcript is spliced from 2 exons.